This is a messenger RNA of Spinacia oleracea (spinach), 1446 nucleotides long. RefSeq names its product jasmonate-induced protein homolog. The transcript is spliced from 5 exons. The coding region runs from base 186 to 1226 and encodes 346 amino acids. NCBI's taxonomy places the organism in Eukaryota, Viridiplantae, Streptophyta, Magnoliopsida, Caryophyllales, Amaranthaceae. The record is from RefSeq and is a predicted model, not a curated record.
AAAAAUCUGAAAAGAUAACUAAAGGAUUACCAUGUAGAAAGUAGCAACCUAGAGAAAAUGAGUGUAUAUAAAUUCGCAAUGGAUGCAUAGGUGGUUAUGCACACAAGAAGUAACUACACAUUAAGCUUAAGCUUCUCUUGUUUAAAACAUAUUAUCAAGGAGGUUACGUAGCAAGUUAAGGGAAAAUGGCUUCAAGACAGGCAUCAAUCUCAAGGAAUGACCAUGAUGAGAAAGAAAUUGUGCUUGCGAUGGUAGAGAAGUCAAAGAGCAUUGGAAAAUCUAAAUCCAAGAAUGUUGUGAACAAACAGAGUUUGGCUCAAAACAGUGCGGUUGUCACCAUAAACAACACCACCACUGGACUAAUCAACUUUAACCAAUCUUACGAUUGGGCAGGGAGUAUCGUUGGUGACACAUAUCCCGUAGGUAUUUUCUCUGGGAAGCCAGGUACCUUCACCCAUGCUGGACAAACUAAAGACGGCUCCCAAGGAGCAGUAGUUUACUCUGGAAAUAACAAGCAAGGAAUUCCUUGUGGAUGGCUUUUGGCUUGGAUUGCACCCACCAAUAACUCAACGACCACUCCUAAUAGGGUGUAUGUUGAGUGUGGCCCGGUCGCUAACUAUGAUAUCAUAAACUGGAUCGCAAUCAAAUCUAAGCUCAAUGUAGCAAACGACUACGACAACUACUUUGAUCCAGCUACUCAGACCACCAUUGCUGCCCAGCUUACUCCAAGCGGUGGUUUUGCUGCUCUUGGUGCAAAUUUUGGAGCUAUAGUGCAGAAUUGUGCGAGUGCCGUGAUGAAUAAUGAUAGCAAGAGCAUAACAAUGGUGUUAUACCAGAGUUAUGAUUGGUAUGGUAGUGUAUCGGGUCCGUAUCCCUAUGGUAUUACCCCCAGUAAUUACUCUCAGUUUGUGCAUCGUGCGGAUCUUACAAAUGGUUCCAAGGGCGCGGUGGUGUACUAUGGCACAAUUAAUCCAACAACUGAAGGUGCCUGGCUCUUGGCUUGGUCUGCGCCCACUGGCACCGAUUCAAUUCCUCCAAACAAUCAGGUGUACGUUGAAACUGGAAAAAAAGAGGAGUACAAGAACACAAAUUGGACACAGAUUCAAGAGAAGCUAGAUAAAUGUAGCAGCAAUAGUAACUAUAAGGAUCCAAUAACGGGAUGCUUCGCUUCUGCAGAAAUUUACCGAAACAACAACACCGCAGUUGUUGUUGCACAUUUCAACUAGCUUGUGAAUUGUGACCAAAUUAGCUGCCUGUGACAUGCCGUAACUAAAUUUGAUGCUGAAUUAUCGUACGUUAUAAAGAAUAUGUAAUAAAAUAAAAUAAUGAUCGUCCUUAAUCGUACCGCAUAUUUUUAAUGCUACAACAGUGUGUAUAACUUGUGAUAUGCUUUUUUAUGUAAUCUAACACUAUAUAUCUAUACAACAUUGAGAAUUUUCAAGAGUA